Messenger RNA from Acinonyx jubatus (cheetah), 4424 nucleotides. RefSeq names its product folate hydrolase 1 (gene FOLH1). Gene Ontology annotation, molecular function: carboxypeptidase activity. The record is from RefSeq and is a predicted model, not a curated record. The transcript has 20 exons. Bases 124 to 2397 code for a protein of 757 amino acids. NCBI's taxonomy places the organism in Eukaryota, Metazoa, Chordata, Mammalia, Carnivora, Felidae.
GGAGCCAGCCUGCAGUAGCCCCGAGGCGUUCCCUGGCCCGAGGAGUCCUCCGUCCCGCCGCGAGGCUGCAGCGGGACCACAGCAGAGGCGCAGGUCUGGGGAGGCCCCGCCGCCCGCGCCGAGAUGUGGAAUCCCCUUCACGAAGCCGACUCGAGCUUUGCGGCUUGGCGCCGCCCGCGCUGGCUGUGCGUCGGGGCGCUGGCGCUGGCCGCCGGCCUCUUGAUCGUCGGCUUCCUCUUCGGAUGGUUUAUAAAAUCCUCCAGUGAACCUACUAAGAUUGUUCCACAGCCUAAUGUGAAGAAGGCAUUUUUGGAUGAAUUGAAAGCUGAGAACAUCAAGAGGUUCUUAUAUAAUUUUACACGGGUGCCACAUUUAGCAGGAACAGAACAGAACUUUCAGCUUGCAAAGCAAAUUGAAUCCCAGUGGAAAGAAUUUGGCCUGGAUUCUGUUGAGUUAGCCCAUUAUGAUGUCCUGUUGUCCUAUCCAAAUAAGACUCAUCCCAACUACAUCUCAAUAAUUGAUGAAGACGGAAAUGAGAUUUUUAACACAUCAUUAUUUGAACCACCUCCUCCAGGAUAUGAAAAUGUUUCAGACGUUGUGCCACCUUUUAAUGCCUUCUCCCCGCAGGGAAUGCCAGAGGGUGAUCUAGUGUAUGUUAACUAUGGCCGGAUUGAAGACUUCUUUAAACUAGAGAGGGACAUGAAAAUCAAUUGCUCUGGGAAGAUUGUGAUUGCCAGAUAUGGGAAAAUUUUCAGAGGAAAUAAGGUUAAAAAUGCCCAGCUGGCAGGGGCCAAAGGAGUCAUUCUGUACUCAGAUCCUGCUGAUUACUUUGCCCCUGGGGUGAAGUCCUAUCCAGAUGGUUGGAAUCUACCUGGUGGCGGUGUCCAGCGUGGAAAUAUCUUAAAUCUUAAUGGAGCAGGGGACCCUCUCACACCUGGUUACCCAGCAAAUGAAUAUGCUUAUAGACGUGGAAUCACCGAGGCUGUUGGUCUUCCAAGUAUUCCCGUUCAUCCAGUUGGAUACUAUGAUGCACAGAAGUUCCUGGAGAAAAUGGGUGGAUCAGCACCGCCAGACAGCAGCUGGAAAGGAAGUCUCCAAGUGCCCUACAAUGUUGGCCCUGGCUUUAUUGGAAACUUUUCUACGCAAAAAGUCAAGAUGCACAUCCAUUCUAACAAUAAAGUAACCAGAAUAUACAAUGUGAUCGGAACUCUCAGAGGAGCAGUGGAACCAGACAGAUAUGUCAUUCUUGGAGGUCACCGUGACUCAUGGGUGUUUGGAGGCAUCGACCCUCAGAGUGGAGCAGCUGUUGUUCAUGAAAUUGUGAGGAGUUUUGGGACACUGAAAAAAGAAGGAUGGAGACCUAGAAGAACAAUUUUGUUUGCAAGCUGGGAUGCAGAAGAAUUUGGUCUUCUUGGCUCUACUGAGUGGGCAGAGGAGAAUUCCAGACUCCUUCAAGAGCGUGGUGUGGCCUAUAUUAAUGCUGAUUCUUCUAUAGAAGGAAACUAUACCCUACGAGUUGAUUGCUCCCCACUGAUGUACAGCUUGGUAUACAGCCUAACAAAGGAGCUCCAAAGCCCUGAUGAAGGCUUUGAAGGCAAAUCUCUUUAUGAGAGCUGGAAUGAAAAAAGUCCUUCCCCUGAGUUCAGUGGCAUGCCCAGGAUUAGCAAGUUGGGAUCUGGUAAUGAUUUUGAGGUGUUCUUCCAAAGACUUGGAAUUGCUUCAGGCAGAGCACGGUACACUAAAAACUGGGCAACAAACAAAUUCAGGAGCUAUCCGCUGUAUCACAGUGUCUAUGAAACUUAUGAACUGGUGGAGAAGUUCUAUGAUCCAACUUUUAAGUAUCACCUCACUGUGGCCCAGGUUCGAGGAGGGAUGGUGUUUGAACUGGCCGAUUCCACAGUGCUCCCAUUUGACUGUCGAGAUUAUGCUACAGUUUUAAGAAAGUAUGCUGACAAAAUCUACAAUAUUUCAAUGAAACAUCCUCAAGAAAUGAAAAUGUACAGUGUGUCAUUUGGGCCUGUUUCUAUUUCAGAUUCACUUUUUUCUGCUGUGAAGAAUUUUACAGAAAUUGCUUCUACGUUCAGUGAGAGACUCCAAGGCUUGGACAAAAACAACCCAAUAUUAUUGAGAAUUAUGAAUGAUCAAUUGAUGUUUUUGGAACGAGCAUUUAUUGAUCCUUUAGGAUUACCAGACAGGCCUUUCUAUAGGCAUGUCAUCUACGCUCCAAGCAGCCACAACAAGUAUGCAGGGGAGUCGUUUCCAGGAAUUUAUGAUGCUCUGUUUGACAUCAAAAACAAAGAUGAUCCUUCCAAGGCCUGGGGAGAAGUGAAGAGACAGAUUGCUAUUGCAGCCUUUACAGUGCGGGCUGCAGCAGGGACCCUGAGAGAAGUAGCCUAGGUGGUUCUUCAGAGAACCCGUGUUGAAUAGGUGCAUCCACACAUGUGUUACUAUGGCUGUAGUUCAUGGAUAUAAACCAGUGGACUUGAGUGAAUACAACAUUUAUCAGUCUGUGUCCAGUUAACACAAGGAAACCACACAGCAACACAAACAGGAAAAGUUAUUAUAAAGAAUGAUUCGUUAGACAUGUGAAAAGAUGUUCAGCAUCAGUCACUACCAGGGAAAUACAAAUCAAAACCACAAUGAGCUACCACCUCACACUUGUCAAAAUGGCUAAAAUUUAACAAUUCAGGAAAUAACUGAUGUUGGCAAGGAUGUGGAGAAAGAAGAACCCUCUUGCACUGCUGGUGGGAAUGCAAACUGGCACAGCCACUGUGGAAAAGAGUAUGGAGAUUCCCCCCAAAAUUAAAAAUAGAACCACCCUAUGACCCAGAAACUGCACUACUAGGUAUUUAUCCAAAGGACACAAAAAUGCUGAUUCAAACAGGCACAUGUACCCCAAUGUUUACAGCAACAUUAUCAACAAUAGCUAAAUUAUGGAAAGAGCCCGAAUGUCCAUGCAAUGGAAUAUUAGCCAUCAAAAAGAAUGAACUCUUGCCAUUUGCAACAACAUGGAACUAGAGUGCAUUAUGUUAAACGAAAUAAUUCAGUCAGAGAAAGAUAACUAUAUGAUUUUGCUCAUAUGUGGAACUUGAGAAACAAGAUAGAUGAACAUAGAUGAAAUCAUUAUUACACUAUAUGUUAACUAACUUGGAUUUAAGUUUUUUUUUUUUUUAAAGGAUGAUUAGUUACAAUAACAUUGCAGUAAGGAUAUACUGCCAGUAAAAGGUAAAGGGAGCUCUAAAGAAUAUAAGCGUAGCAGACACAAGGAGCAGUCACUGUCUCUAGGGCUUAGAUGGAGCAGCUGAUGAACUUCCCCCACCCCAUGGGCCUUACCGAAUAGCAGAGAAGUCACUGUGGUGCUGUGCUCACAGACCUUGUGAAACUCCUCAGAAAUUUGCACUCUAGGCUACUGUGGGAAUUGUGAUUGUGGGGAAUUGUCUUGCCAGAGGCACUGCACUAGCAAACCAACCAUGGGUGGUUUUAAAAGAAGCUCCUGGCUACUGUUCUGGUCGCCAUUAAUGGCAAGAAGCAAGUGCCAGAGGAGCAGCCUGGACCACAGGACGGGGCACCACAGGACGGCAGCACUGGCGAAGCCUUGUAUGCUCUAUGAGCCACGCGCUGAAGUCCUUUGCAGGCAGAGACCUGCCAGGUGAGCACAUGGGAACCAGGAAGGAAAGCCCCUUCCUGCAAGGUCUCUACAAUGCCUUCUACUGACAAAGUUUAACAUCAUGUCUCUCAGAAAAGAAAAAAAAAAAUUUUAAGGAUGCAGACACCUUUACAAAGAGCGGGCAAUGAAGAGUAAGUUUGCAGCAGAGAAGCAAUAAAUUGGACAGCUGACACAUAACAGAAUGUAUUUAUUCAUUUUCCUGCUGGUGGGAGUUUGGAAUGUUUUCUGUCUUUUGUUCCUACAAACAUGUCUCCCAAUGCAAAUAUACAAGAAAUAUCUUUUUGGGCAGCAUCUAUCCUAAAUGAAAUGUCUGGGUUGUAAAAUAUGUACAUCUUUAAUUUUACUGUGAAACUGUUACAAAGUGGUUUUAUUCUCCUAUAUUCCCAAUGGCAAAGUGAUCAUAUUAUAUAAGAGAAUAGAAAUAAGAAAGACUGGCAGGUUAGAGAAAUACAAAGAAUUUAGUGUUUCUAGAAAGGGAGUGUGUCUAUACAUUGAGCAUCAGAUCAUGUAAGGCUUGGGAAGAUACACUAAGGAGUGUUACUAUUUUCCUGUAUAAAAAGCCAUGUAGUGGAGCACCUGGGUGACUCAGUUGAGCAUCCAACUUUGGCUUAGGUCAUCAUCUCACAGUUCAUGAGUUCAAGCCCCACGUCAGGCUCGCUGCUGUCAGCUCAGAGCCUGCCUCAGAUCCUCUGUCCCCUUCUCUCUGCCCCUCCCCUGCUUGCACUUUCUUAAAAAUAAAUAAAGCAUAAAAAAAAAA